GUUUCGCUUCCAUUCUCCUUUUCCUUCUUAUUUUCGUUGUUAUUAUUAUUAUUAUCUUUUAAAUCAAAUCAAACCGUUUAAUGCUCCCAUAAUAGCCACUCGCUAUCUCGUGACGGGUGAAGUGAAUGAAUGACAGAUAUCUCCGGCUCCGGUAAUUCCCACCCAUUGCCUCUCCGAAUAUUUUGCGUAUUUUGUUUUUGUGCUCAUCUCAACCUACAAACCCGUCCGUUCUACUUCAUCAAAGAGAAAGUUCUCCACGAGGUCGGUCUAUUCCGCGUCCUUCUAUGUGUUCUUCAACGCACAACGCUACAGAGCAGUAAUGCCUGUUCUUGGAGAUGGAACUCUCUUUGUUAUUUUGGAAUAGCUACACCUCAUGGAUGAUAACGACCACGACAACAGCAACAAAUCACCAAUGGUUCGGGUCCAUUCCACUGUGGAGAUGGGGUCGUUAGAAGGAAGAUCGGUCAUUGAAUUUGAGGACGACAACUUAGUAAGUCCUUCGUCAAUUUCUAGAAAGAAACAUUCUUUCCAUGAGCCUCCGCGUACAUCUGCUGGCGGUUCAGAGAAUUUUUGUCCGAAACACAUGAUGAAUAGUGUGAUUGGUAGCAUAAAGAUCGUACUCCUCUCUGCUAAAAUCAACUUACUCAUCCCUUUUGGCCCUCUAGCAAUCUUGGUCGAUAAAUCCUCUGGCCAUCACGGAUGGGUAUUCUUUUUGUGCUUAUUGGGUAUUAUGCCUUUGGCUGAGCGUCUGGGUUAUGCUACAGAGCAGCUGGCUUGCUUUACUGGACCUACAGUUGGAGGUCUUCUAAAUGCUACUUUUGGAAAUGCAACAGAAUUGAUAAUAUCAAUUCAUGCAUUGAGAAGUGGCAUGAUACGUGUUGUUCAACAGUCACUACUGGGUUCAAUUUUGUCUAACAUGCUGCUAGUCCUUGGAUGUGCAUUCUUCAGUGGCGGGCUCAUGUUUUCUGAGAGGGAACAAGAGUUUAAUAAGGCAGCUGCUGCGGUGGAUUCUAGUUUACUGUUGAUGGCAGUCAUGGGCCUGCUAUUUCCUGCUGUUCUUCAUUCUACACACACAGAGUUACAUUUUGGAAAGUCUGAGUUAGCCCUAUCAAGGUUCAGUAGCUGUAUUAUGCUUGUGGCAUAUGCAUCCUAUCUUGUUUUUCAGCUGAAGAGACAGAAGAACCUGUACCUCCCAGUUAAUGAGGGAGAUACUGAGACUGAAGGGACUUCAGAUGAUGAAGAAGCUCCUGAGAUUUCUAAGUGGGAAUCAAUAAUAUGGCUAUCAAUUUUGACUGCAUGGAUUUCUAUCCUCUCAGAAUACUUGGUCGAGGCCAUUGAGGGGGCAUCUGUUGCAUUAAAAAUCCCAGUAGCGUUUAUCAGUGUUAUUCUACUUCCAAUUGUUGGGAAUGCUGCAGAGCAUGCAGGUGCUAUUAUUUUUGCCAUGAAAGACAAGCUUGACAUAUCUUUGGGAGUGGCAAUAGGCUCAUCAACACAGAUAUCUAUGUUUGGGAUUCCCUUUUGCGUGGUUGCUGGCUGGGCCAUGGGACGUCCUAUGGACUUGAACUUUCAAAUUUUUGAGACAGCCACGCUUUUCAUAACUGUCCUGGUGGUAGCUUUCAUGCUGCAGGACGGAAAUUCAAAUUACUUAAAAGGACUAAUGCUCAUUCUUUGCUACCUGAUAGUUGCUGCAAGUUUCUUUGUACAUAUAGACCCUACUUCAAUAGAGGAUAAGCCCCUUAAACCUGGUCAUUGAAGACAUGGGAUUUUGAAGUGGGUUUUACAAGAGCUCAAGCCCCCUAAGCAUAUUCAUUGAAGACAUAGGAUCACAGGAUUUUUUUAGCGGAUUCAAUAUUAAGCUAGUUUUAGUAAGGAAGCGUUUUUGCAAAGACUCGCUAAAACUGAAGUCAAUUGAGAGCGAGCUAUAAGAAGGUGGAUGUUCUGAAGCACAAGGUUCGUCUUGUUAGUGUAUUAGCUUUCCGAGUUCAAUUUUUCUGUGCUCCCACUUUAAGGUGGCUUUCAGGGUCUUGUUCUUUGAUGUGGUGGGCAAUGGAACUUUCUAGCCCCUCGCAGGUAGCCCAGAGUAUAAUUGAAUAGGGACACCAGUUUUAUGAAA
Carya illinoinensis is the source of this 2113-nucleotide messenger RNA. Its product is annotated as vacuolar cation/proton exchanger 3-like. Gene Ontology annotation, biological process: intracellular calcium ion homeostasis; calcium ion transmembrane transport. Gene Ontology annotation, cellular component: plant-type vacuole membrane. The transcript has 12 exons. Gene Ontology annotation, molecular function: calcium:proton antiporter activity. Bases 374 to 1753 code for a protein of 459 amino acids. The record is from RefSeq and is a predicted model, not a curated record. Lineage: Eukaryota; Viridiplantae; Streptophyta; Magnoliopsida; Fagales; Juglandaceae.